AUGGGUUGCCGCAGAGACUAUGACUUGUAUAACAGCACGCGGGGAAAGAUCUGGGCUGUGGCGAAGGCAUUUGCAUGUAGGAUUGUGGAGCGCACACUUGUUAUAGGGAAAGAUCUGGGCUGUGGCGAAGGCAUUUGCAUUGUUAUAAAGCUUGUCCAUGGCUCUUCCAUUUCCGGGGCGAGGCGAACGACGACUGCUGGGUGGCUCGAUUGGUCAUCCAGCAAUAUUUUCAGGCCAAGGGAUACGACCCAAAGCAAACAAAACCCAGGGAACAGGACGACAAUCUUUGACGAGGACCCGUACUAUAUCAAUGUGCCAGAAGGGGGCUACGGCAAUGGGCCAAGCGGUUGGCGAAAUUCAAGCGCUCUGAUUCACCCUCUUGCGGGCGAUCCUUGUCCACCAACUGCCUCCUCGACUUCGUCCUCGAAUCGCCACGCUCGUCGGGCAGACAAGGUCGUUUCGGAGGAAGAAGCUCGCGCUACGGCGUCCAAGUCCAGCGCAUCAACAACGAAGCCUGCAGCACAGCAGGGAAAUAAGCAAAAGGCAAGUGUUGGAGAGCCCGCUGCAAACGCAAAUUCCCCGCCCCCGGCAAGCCCCCCGUCCCUCGACUCCCCAGAGACCGCCCAUCCCCGUCUCCGCCCCAGGAUAGCCCCCGUCCCCGUCUCCGCCCCCACCCCCGGCAAGGUCCCCAACAAAGACGCCUCGCUCAAUCCCCCGGUCAAACCCAUGGAGCCCUGCCGAAAGGAGCCGUCAAAGCCUGCCGCCGACCCCAAAGAAACGCGGCGACUGAAGCGCAAGGCCGAAAACGAUCGAGAUGAACCUGCCACAAAGAGGCAGCAACCAAGCCGCGUCGUGGAGCCGGCCGUGGACAAGGAGGCCGGGGAGCAGGGGCCAUCGAAGCGAAAGAUUCGUCCAAGAAUGCAGCCCCAGCCCCAGCCCCAGCCCCAGCCCCAGCCCGAGGGAGGUAAGGAACAUCCCGAUGGUGGAGACGGUGCCUCAUCCACCAAGCCCUCGGCCCCCAAGCCACGUGAGUCGACGCCUGCUCCCGAUUCACCGCCCACUCCCAAGCAGACCAAGAGAGGGCGAUCCAGGAAUAUACCCGAUGAGGAGAGCCGAGUCGUCAAAGUGACGAAAAUGACGAUACGCACUCGCCGUGAUGGACUUCGCACCCGCGAAUGA
Messenger RNA from Rhizoctonia solani, 1179 nucleotides. RefSeq lists its product as uncharacterized. Lineage: Eukaryota; Fungi; Basidiomycota; Agaricomycetes; Cantharellales; Ceratobasidiaceae. The record is from RefSeq and is a predicted model, not a curated record. The coding region runs from base 1 to 1179 and encodes 392 amino acids. The transcript has 11 exons.